Messenger RNA from Pistacia vera, 1833 nucleotides. RefSeq lists its product as uncharacterized. Lineage: Eukaryota; Viridiplantae; Streptophyta; Magnoliopsida; Sapindales; Anacardiaceae. The coding region runs from base 155 to 1333 and encodes 392 amino acids. The record is from RefSeq and is a predicted model, not a curated record. The transcript is spliced from 3 exons.
AAUUACGCGGUCCGAAACUCCCCCAAUAAAAUCCCACUCUCCACUUAUUAGGGUUCCUCAAUUCUCACUCUCCCCUAAUUUUCUCACAAUUCCACCAUUUUCCCACUUCAAUUCUCCAUCUCCGCACCUCAAAUUUCCUUUCUUUCAUGUAAUCAUGCCCGCCACCGACUGCCAGGGCUCAUCGGCGGCGCCUUUCUCCAACCUCGGCCGUUCCAUUCUCAGUCUCCGCCGCGAUCAGGCCGUUCAUUCCAUGGACAGCGACACCGUCUCCGGUUCCUCUCCCGAGGUCGACCUGGAGUCCUUCCAGCGGAAGAUUUCGGACCGGUUCAUGGACUUGUCGUCCGGUUCGGACGAGUUGCUCUCGCUUGCGUGGGUUCAGAAGCUUCUCGACUUGUUCCUCGUUUCGCAGGAUGAGUUUCGUGUUGUUUUGUUUAAUAAUAGGUCGCAGCUUCAUAAGGCACCGAUGGAUCGGCUUAUUGCUGAGUAUUCUGAACGGAGCGUGAAGGCGCUUGACGUUUGCAAUGCGAUUCGUGAUGGGAUUGAGCAGAUCAGACAGUGGCAGAAGCUUAUUGAAAUCGUUCUUAUUGCUUUGGAUGAUCGGAGAAUGUUAUGUGAAGGACAGGUUCGGCGAGCUAAGAAGGCUGUGAUUGAUUUGGCGAUUAGUAUGCUUGAUGAGAAAGAUUCCGGCACGGCUUUGGCUCAUCGGAACCGGUCUUUUGGGAGGAAUAACUUGAAGGAUCAUCACAAUCGAUCCUUGGGGCAUUUUCGAUCAUUGUCAUGGAGUGUUUCGAGGUCUUGGUCGGCUGCUCGGCAGUUGCAGGCGAUUGGGAAUAAUUUGUAUGCUCCAAAGGGUAAUGAAAUUAUGGCUACAAAUGGGCUUGCCGCGUUGGUGUUCACCAUGAGUUCGUUAUUGUUGUUUGUAAUGUGGGCGCUUGUGGCGGCUAUUCCGUGUCAGGAUCGUGGUUUGCAAGUGCAUUUUCCGGUGUCUAGGCAAUUUAUUUGGGCGGGGCCGAUGAUGGUAUUGCACGAGAAGAUUUUGGAGGAGUCGAAGAAACGAGAGAGGAGAAAUGCUUGCGGGUUGAUGAGGGAGAUUCAUCAGAUUGAGAAAAGCACGAGGUUGAUGAACGAGUUGUUGGAUUCGAUUCAGUAUCCAGUGGCCGAGGAGAAGGAGGGCGAGGUGAGACAAAAAGUGAAGGAAUUAUCAAUUGUUUGCGAAACAAUAAAAGAGGGAUUGGACCCGUUGGAGAGACAUGUGAGAGAGGUGUUUCAUAAGAUCGUGCGCAGCCGAACCGAAGGACUUGAUUGCUUUGGAAGGAUGCAUGGUCCUGAUUAGUUUGUAUUUGAAAAUUUGAUUAUAGGUGUCAGGUGUGAAAAGUGCAAAUGGGUUUCGUUGUAUUUUUGCUUUUUGGGAAUGCCUGGAAGAUAAAGGUAAGAGUGUUGGAGGAUGGCACUGGAAAUAAACGGGGUAAAUUUCUAAAUUCUGCUUAUGAAGACUCCUUUGUCGCUGUUUCUAAGCUCUUCUUGAAACAGCAAGGCAUCUCAGCUGUACCCAACAGCAUCCCUGACAUCGAGCAGUGGCACGGUUGGUGGCACAUAACAUCCCCACCUGAUCGAUGCAAAUUCUGGCCAUAUAUAAUCUACCCAAGGAGCUGGAGAUGCUAGCCAGAGCAGUGGCCCUCACCACAACACCUUGUUAGCUGUCAUAACUCGAAAGCUUUUAGUAAUCAAAAGGGUCUUGUUUUCUUUUCUUGGCUGGAAUUGAACAUCUCAAAUAGAGUCUCAAGAUUGAAUAUCUAUAUUUUUGCAAGUUCAGCGACUGUUGUCAUUGAGAUU